AUGCUCAAGACAGCUUUGAGUGCUUGGCAGAGGUUGCUGAGGGAGCGGAGAGAGUCCAGGAAGCUGGUGCUGGUGGUUGUGUUUGUUGCUCUCCUUCUGGACAAUAUGCUUCUAACUGUGGUGGUGCCGAUUGUGCCCACCUUCCUAUAUGCCACAGAGUUCGAAGAGGUCAACUCUUCCCUGAACGUGGACCCCACUGUGACUUCUCAGCACACCCUCACUCCCUCUGUCUUUUCCACUGUCUUCUCCUUCUUUGACAAUAACACCAUAGUUAUUGAAGAAAGUGUAUCCACUGGCACAGUUUGGACAAAAAUUACUCCUGGCACAAUCCCCCCUCCAGCUCAUGAAGCCAUCACUGCAAAUAAAAAUAACUGUUUGCAAGGCAUAGAGUUCCUGGAGGAAGAGAACAUAAGGGUUGGAAUUCUGUUUGCUUCAAAGGCCCUUAUGCAACUUCUGGUCAACCCAUUUGUAGGCCCUCUUACCAACAGGAUUGGAUAUCACAUUCCUAUGUUUGCUGGUUUUAUUAUAAUGUUUCUCUCCACAAUUAUGUUCGCCUUUUCUAGUACUUAUACUCUACUCUUUGUGGCUCGAACCCUUCAAGGCAUUGGAUCUUCAUUUUCAUCUGUUGCAGGUCUUGGGAUGCUGGCAAGUGUCUAUACUGAUGACUAUGAGAGAGGGCGUGCCAUGGGAAUAGCCUUGGGAGGCUUGGCUUUGGGAGUGCUGGUGGGAGCUCCCUUUGGAAGUGUGAUGUAUGGGUUUGUUGGGAAGUCUGCACCCUUCCUCAUCUUGGCCUUCUUGGCAUUGUUGGAUGGAGCACUCCAACUUUGCUUUCUACAGCCUUCCAAAGUAUCUCCUGAGAGUGCCAAGGGGACCCCACUCCUCACUCUUCUAAAAGACCCUUAUAUUCUGGUGGUUGCAGGCUCCCUCUGCUUCGCCAAUAUGGGCGUGGCCAUGUUGGAACCCACCCUACCCAUCUGGAUGAUGCAGACUAUGUGCUCUCCUGAAUGGCAGCUAGGUCUAGCCUUCUUGCCUGCCAGUGUGUCCUACCUCAUUGGUACCAAUUUGUUUGGUGUGUUGGCCAACAAGAUGGGUCGGUGGCUGAGUGCUCUGAUUGGAAUGAUUGUGGUUGGCAUCAGCCUGCUGUGUGUUCCUCUGGCACAUAAUAUUUUUGGUCUCAUUGGCCCCAAUGCAGGACUUGGCUUUGCCAUAGGCAUGGUGGAUUCUGCUAUGAUGCCCAUCAUGGGACACCUGGUUGAUCUGCGUCACACCUCGGUGUACGGGAGUGUCUAUGCCAUUGCUGAUGUGGCUUUUUGCAUGGGCUUUGCUGUAGGCCCAUCCACUGGAGGUGCCAUUGUGCAUGCCAUCGGGUUCCCGUGGCUCAUGGUUAUCAUUGGGGUCAUCAACAUCAGCUAUGCUCCUCUCUGCUACUGUCUGAGGAACCCACCAGCCAAGGAGGAGAAGAUUGCAAUUCUCAGCCAAGACUGUCCCUUGGAGAACUGGGUACAUCAAAACCGGAAAGCCAUAAAGGAAUUUCCUUUGGGAGAGGAAAGUGAUGAGGAGCCAGACAGUGAGGAGUAG
Molecule: messenger RNA, 1578 nt
Organism: Sorex araneus (European shrew)
Lineage: Eukaryota; Metazoa; Chordata; Mammalia; Eulipotyphla; Soricidae
Gene: SLC18A1
Product: solute carrier family 18 member A1
Exons: 15
Coding region: 1-1578 (525 amino acids)
Biological process (GO): aminergic neurotransmitter loading into synaptic vesicle; xenobiotic transport; transmembrane transport
Cellular component (GO): synaptic vesicle membrane; terminal bouton
Molecular function (GO): serotonin:sodium:chloride symporter activity; xenobiotic transmembrane transporter activity
Source: RefSeq, a predicted model, not a curated record